AAUUAAAACUUCAAAACAAUGUCAAUGUGACUGACACUUUUCAAAACAAAAUAAAUGGCUCUUAAGAAUUUCUCAAGAUUUAGCCAGUUGUACUUUAACAGCAUCCUACGAUCAUCUAGUAUAACAUCCAAUGCAUUAAGUAGAAGCUUUAUAACUUUAACUAUCAAUAAUAAAAGCUAUCCAGCACUCAAAAAUGGUACAAACUCAAUCAGCUUAGUCUGUGAACAGAAAAGGUACAAAUAUGAUAAAAAAGGAUCAACAAAGCAGUCGGCAGAAGUAGAUUCCGAUGAUGAAUUAAGUGAAUUCGAUGAUGUUGACAAGCAGAAAAUAGCAAAAAUAAAGGUGCAAUCUUUACGUGCUGAUCUGCUGCUUAAAGUUGCUCUUGGAAUAGCUCGAAACAAGAUUGAGGCUUCCUUUUAUGAAGGGAAAAUUCGACUGAACGGGAAGAAACUUUCGAAGAAAAGUGUUCAUUGUAAUGAAGGAGAUGUCCUAGAUAUCAUCAAAGGAGACAGUCCUACGAAUUCAGAACAUUUUGUAAUAGGAAGACUAGAGAUUUUAUCAGUUGAAACUGACGGUGAAGAGUUCAUCUACUUGACAGUCAAACGAUUCAAGUCGCUCACUGUUGAGAAAGAGGAAUUUAAGCAUCAUCAAUAAUUGUAGUACAAUUAAACUAGAAUUUGAGUCAAUAAAUUUUUAUUUUAAAAUUAACGGUUG
Molecule: messenger RNA, 714 nt
Organism: Chironomus riparius
Lineage: Eukaryota; Metazoa; Arthropoda; Insecta; Diptera; Chironomidae
Source: the annotation of a GenBank genome assembly